AUGGCUCUUGCAAACAAGAAGGUAGAGAAGCUCGAUCGUCCCGACGAAUACCAGAAGAUAUUCCAUGAAGCUGGGCAGAGACGCAGAAAGAUGGCGCUGUGCCCUCUUUGCGACCCGCAAGAACGAUCCCUACGAGGCAAGCAGCAUUUGCUCCUGUAUGUCUCGGUGAAAUUCGCUGACUCUGUUGCAGUAUCAAGCCGGGUUCAACAACCAGAGACACAGAAAUCUGACUUGACUCGAACCAAACAGACAAACUUGCCUGACAACACAAACACCGAAGCCAACUUCCUUCCAAUCAACCCGCGCGUUAAUGUCUCGCCAACUCAACUUGCCUGGCUGCCCUUUGAUGUUCCCGAAACGAAACACGACUUUGUNGGGGGCCUCUGUUCUAUUGCUGGAUCGGGCGACCCAACUCUGAGAGAAGGUCUGGCGACACAUGUCUUUACGGCUAAUGUCUCCAUGGAGAACAAAGCAUUUGUCAACUCUGAUGGCGACUUCUUGAUUGUGGCUCAGCAGGGCGCGCUCGACAUUCAAACCGAGUUCGGAAAAUUGUACGUCCAACCAGGAGAGAUUUGUGUCAUCCAACGAGGCCAGCGAUUCAAGGUUGGCGUCGAAGGGCCAACUAGAGGCUACAUCCUCGAGAUUUGGGGUGCAAACUUCGAGCUGCCAGAACUCGGUGCGAUUGGUGCCAAUGGAUUGGCCAACGCUAGAGACUUCNNCCUCACCCCGGUUGCGUACUACACGGUCACCAAAGACGACCCGUGGAAGAUUGUGUACAAGCUCGGUGGCAAGUUCUUCGAAAGCAAACAAAACCACUGCCCCUUCGAUGUGGUCGCCUGGCACGGAAACUAUNNGCCUUACAAAUACGACUUGACCAAGUUCGUCAACAUUGGAAGCAUCAGCGUCGAUCACAUCGACCCGUCCAUCUUCUGCGUCUUGACAGCUCGUUCGCGCGACCCAGCAGCUCCUCUAGCCGACUUCCUCAUCUUUUCUCCUCGCUGGGAUGUCGCCUCAAACACGUACCGCCCACCAUACUACCAUCGCAACGUCGCUUCCGAGUUGAUGGGACUCAUCUACGGCGAGUACGCUGGCCGUAGCGAUGAGUUCCAACCCGGAGGUGUCAGUUUCGAAUGCGGUAUGGUGCCUCACGGUGUGGCGUAUCAAGAGUUCAAGGCCGCUUCCGCACAGCCUCCUCCAGAGAUGCGCAUCUCUGAAGGUGCAGUAGCUUUCAUGUUUGAGAGCUCUAGGCCCUUCACCGUGACGGAUUGGGCUAUGAAGAGCGAUAAGCUCCACGAGCACGAUCCCAAGAUGUGGGACGAUUUGGUUGACAACUUCUCAACACACAAGGACGAGAUUGACGAGAUCUUGAAGAAAGCGGGGAAGCUCAGCUUGUAG
Molecule: messenger RNA, 1395 nt
Organism: Aureobasidium musti
Lineage: Eukaryota; Fungi; Ascomycota; Dothideomycetes; Dothideales; Saccotheciaceae
Source: the annotation of a GenBank genome assembly